ACCAAAAUGGUAUAUGCUUAGCAACUGGACCAAUAUUACCACUGGACCAAAAUGGCACCUCGGAAGCUAUUUCUCAGAUGACCAAGAUAAGCCCAAAAUUAUGUGGAUAUGUUUUACUUAGAGGCUAAUCCAGAAAUAAGCUAGAGGGAUCUGCCCAUAAGAGUUGCACUCCUACUUUCUCUCUCAUAAAACCUUGUGAAAGAGGAUAUAAAUAGAGCCACUCGGCCAGCAUUCGAGCAUUAAGUCAUACAGAGGUUGUUUUACCGACAUAGGAACUCACCAAUCCAUAUACUUUGAUAUCUGCAUUGGAUGAUGUGAGAGGAAUGAAUCUCUUAUGUACUUUGGCAACAAAUGUCAUGCACGUCUUAGAAGUAACCAAUUUACCUAAGUGACAUAUGCAAAUCAUACUGUUGGCUGACCCACGUGUCUCCCUAUCAUGGAACUCACGAGAUAAUUGUCGUAGGGGGACAAUUGAACAUAGAAACGUUGUGAGUGGAGGAAUUCGUUAUGAAAUCACUAAACCACAUUUGUAUGUGUCAGUUAACGAAUCAAAACUGAGUCUAAGGAAACUCUAGGGAGGAGCUUACGUGCCUAUGCAACACAUUCCUUUCUACUUUGUCCCCAUCCAGUAGUUCAGUUUCUUAUCUUUUUCUUUUGUUUUCCGAUGCAAAUUAAGGGCGACCUUAACCCUUGAGACACCUCAAUCUCCACAAUUCGUCUUAAAAUCCAAAGAGUAGAUCCCUUACUGACGAAAUAAGGAAACGUGAUAAACUCAUAGAAAAUACGAUUCUGGUUACCGACCAAAUAAAUUUGGAUGCUAACUAUAGCAGAUUUUUCAACCUCUUUUUUGUUGAAAGGCAACAUGAGAUCAAGAUAACUAGUUGGAGCUCGACAUGGGAUUGAUGGGGGUUGGAACAUAUCAUUGAGGGACAAGCACGAGAGAUUUGGCCAAGUUAUUGGUCAUGAGUAGAACCAUUGAGACGGAGGCCAUAUGUAUCAACAAAAAGUUAUAUGACUUGUGCGAGUAACAUUACCUUGCUUGGCUCGAUUUUAGUGAAAAAUAUAUUGGUGGUGGUGGGGAAUUGAUGGGCAGAGAGAGAGUGGAAGGUGGCGAUGAUGAGUGCGUGUGGAGUGGAAAUUUGGCACGCCCCUCUUCUUCUCCAUGAUCUCUUGUAAGCCCCAAAAACCCAAAUAUCACACUUGAUGAUGGUCUCCACUGCACGCCUUUCCCUUGUCUCUACAAAGAUAUCUCACUUUCCAUCUAAGUUUCUACUAGAAUCGCAGACACAUUCCUCAAGCAAAGAAUAUUGCUUUUGAGGCCAGAAUUUUGGGUAAUUGUCACCACCACCAUCAUCCCCUCCUCAACCCAUCAUCAUCAUCUUCUUUUAUCCUUUUCUUCCCAUCUUCUCUUCGCCUUUUCCACUUUAUCAAUAAAGAGAUUUACUUCAAGUUACUAGAAUCGAUUUGCUAUACUGUUCUGUCUCACUAACUAACAUAUAAGCUCCUAGCUAUAUAUGUAUCCAGCAACGAACUAGUUUCUUAACAUAUUGAUCUAGUUAUGCUGCCUACCACCCUCCCUCAAGCUGAUUGUGGAUGGUAAGAUUGGAGAUGAGGUAGGCAAAAGUGUGUUCAUGCUAAGUUAGUUCAAUGCACAAUGUUAUAAGAACAGUAAAUCGUUAGUGGAACAUUCGGGGGAAUAGUUUAUGCAUGUAUGAUGGUCGUCAUGCGUCAUAAAUUCAGGAAUUAAGAACAGAGAUUUAAAUUGGAUGAGAGGAGAGGAGAAUUGGACCAGAAUUAGAUGAUAUAGAAUUAGGGAUAGGAUUCUUAGACGAGAAUAGAGAGGGAUUAGGUUUUAACCAAGAAACUCUUAGUUAGAUUUAUUUUCUGGACAAUCUGAAUAUGAGAGAUACAAGGGGUAUUUAUACUCCACAACCCCAAAACCUACGGCUAAUUAAUAAUUACACUAAUCAUCCAUAUAAUAAUAAGGAAAAUAAUAAUAAUAUUAUUAAUAGUGUUGAUAUUGUCCAUAUAUCCAUAGAUAGUCCAAAGAUAUUUUUAUUUUUUUUGAGAAACCCAAAGAUAUUAUUAAUAGUAGUAGUGUUGAUGAAUCCAUAUAUCCAUAGACAGUCCAUGGAUAGGCAUGCAUAUCAAUAGAUGAUUAGGAGUAUGUUGCAUGAUUUCGAACAUUUUGUGGUAAUUAUUUUUAUGGAAAAUGGUUUCCAUCUAUUUUUAUAUUUGGACAUUUUUUUUGUACGUUUGCAAUUAUCGAAAUAUUCUAGUAAUUUUAGAGGGUUUUUAGGUAUUAUUUGGUAUUUUCUUAUUUAAGAGUUGGGUAGUUUAAGAGAAUUUGUCAGGUUAUGCAUUUUGUUUUGUGACUGUGGCGCCCACCUUUCUAAUUUGUAAAACUAGAACUUUAAUUCUUAAUUAAAUAUGGGUCAAACGAUCAGCAUCUCUGCCUCUACAUAAGAUCUUUCCAUCCAUUCCCACAACUGUAGAGCAUCUCCCUCUAAAUAGAAGGACGCAAGAUGUGUCUCCCUAGUCCUUCUCUUCAUGGGUGGCAUGAUUUCGCACCACUUAUCAGCAACAUACAACCACAGUCAUACAUCCUUUUUGCCGUUAAACUUGGAAACUCAAUGGUCGGAGACUUGACCCUAAAAAGCAUAUCAUCGCCAUCGUCCUCAUCCUCAAAAGUAGAGUUAUAUCCACCAUACCUUCCAAUCUCGUUGCUACCAUGGCAAAGUCUCACUCGUCCUCCUCCCCAUAGUCCUGCCAGUCAGUGGUGGAGGGAAGGCAAUAGGAGAGGGGUCUCAGGACCCCACAUGGAAAUUUUUUUCAGGGGAAAUCCAUUAGAUGAAUAGGCUUUGGUAUAAUUCUGUAAAUAUAGAACCCCAUAUUUUCGUCAAUACUUGUGGUAACUAAGGACCCCAAUCAACUCAAAAUUUAUUAGAUACAUAGACUUUCGUUGGUAUUAUUAAUUUUUUAAGGACCCCAAUGAGUUUAAAGUCUGGCUACACCACUGCUCCCAUUCCAGUCCUUGAUCCUUGCCUAAUCUCCAGAGUUCGCCCAGUUUGGCAAUUAUCAGGUGGAGGUGUCAUAACCAGAGAGUAGACUACAUCUGCAAGUCAUAGAGUGUCCUCCAUCCGUUCUGUUACCUGUUGUUGUCCGGUUCGAUUCGGUUGAAACCAAACCAUGCCUAACCAUUUUGUGUGGUAGGUCUAGCCCGCACCCUGCCUGCGGGUCUGGGUCGGCCCGGUCUUUACCUUAAUCUUGAAACUCAACUCAUCUUUCUCACUUUGCCAACCUAGACUCAGAUAGUUCAUCUUUUUUUCUCCCGCGGCCCGAUAUCCCAGCAUGGCUACCGUACCGAACGAGGAAGGAAAAAAGGUACUCCAAAGAAUCUAUAUCUUCCCAACACAUCGAACAUAACACCUCGCCAGUACUGAUAUACCUCCCUAGUCCACAAGACCUCCACAAUCGACAAAAUACGACGACGAAACAACCACCAGAUGAAAAACUUUAAACUCAGGGGUAAUCGGUAGUUCCCACUUCCCACACCUUUAGAUAGUCCACUACCGCACUUAAUACAUAAGAAAAUGUGCGUUUUUAACAUAACAAUGUGCCCUCGUACCAUACACAUAAGUGGAGGGGUUAAUCUGUGGGGCGAUCACUAGCAAAAGCAUGCACCAUUUUAUACCCUCAUGGUGGUGAAAAUCCAGCGUGGUUUUAUGUUGACAGGAUUGAAUUAAUGGAGAGCAGGCGACCAAUGGACACAUAUAGUGCCCUUGCCCCACGCGACCACAUUAACCUUUUCGAACACUGUCUUCUGUCUUCCCCCAUAACUAGGACGACCCUUACGAAACCCCAUGAGGAUUUUCUUCCUUAGCCCACAUCACUCUGAUAUCUCCUUUUCGUGGAUCUGAUCUCCACCUUCAAAACCCAAAAUCAUCAUUGCCACUUUUCUACUGGCUUGCUUGCCAUGCCACCAUCUUGUUCUUCUUUUCUUCUUGUAUAUAUAUAUCUUCACCCAUUCACUCCUCUCUUCAUAUCCCCCCUCCAUCCUCUCUACUCACCUUCCCUAGCUAGCUAUACUCUUCUUCUUCAUUGUUUGUAUCUUGGUUUAGUUGGUGUGCAAAAACAAAGCAAUAUGGGUGAGAUAUCUUGUGCUAGCGAGCCGAUUAAUGGAUUCUUGAGCCGCUCGUCUUCAUCCCCGCCGCCUAGUGGCUACAGGAAGAGUUGUUGGUACGAGGAAGAGAUCGAGGAGAACUUGCGAUGGUGCUUCGCUCUCAAUAGUAUUUUACAUACAGGAUCCACCCAAUACCAGGAGAUUGCCCUGUUCGACACAAAACCCUUCGGCAAGGCGCUGGUUAUUGAUGGGAAGCUUCAGAGUGCAGAGGUGGAUGAGUUCAUUUACCAUGAAUGCCUUGUCCAUCCACCCCUCCUUCAUCAUCCCAAUCCAAAGACAGUGUUCAUCAUGGGAGGAGGUGAGGGCUCAACCGCCAGAGAGAUCCUUAAACACAGAACCGUGGACAAGGUUGUAAUGUGCGACAUUGACGAGGAAGUAGUCGAGUUCUGCAAGGAGUACUUGGUUGUGAACACUGAUGCCUUCAAUGAUCCCAGGCUUGAUGUCAUAAUCAAUGAUGCCAGGGCUGAGCUAGAGAACAGAAAAGAAGAGAAGUUUGAUGUGAUAGUUGGGGAUUUGGCCGACCCAAUUGAGGGAGGCCCAUGCUACAAGCUCUACACCAAAUCUUUCUACGAGUCCACUGUCAAGCCCAGGCUGGCUCAGGGGGGCAUUUUCGUCACUCAGGCUGGACCGGCUGGGAUUUUCAGCCACACUGAAGUGUAUACAUGUAUCUACAACACUCUGAGGCAGGUGUUCAAAUAUGUUGUGCCUUAUGCUGCUCACAUUCCUUCCUAUGCUGACACUUGGGGAUGGGUCAUGGCUUCGGACAGUCCAUUGGAGCUAAGUUGUGAAGAGAUGGACCUGAGAAUCAAACAGAGAGUGGAAGGGGAGAACAAGUACUUAGAUGGAACCACCUUCUCCUCUGUGUGUACCUUAAACAAAGUUGUUCGAAAUGCGUUGUACGAUGAGACGCACGUUUACACGGAAGGAACAGCUAGAUUCAUUUACGGCCAUGGGAAAAAUGACCUUUAAGACAAACCGUGAAAAAGAAGAAGGAAAAAAAAUAUUGAAGAGAAGUUGUGAAAGCAAAGGAAUGAAGAAGAAACGCCAAAUGAAAUUAUAUUAUAUGCGACAUCUUUAUAUAUUGAUUGAUGAAAUGCUCUGUAUUUCUUUACUUUGACUAUAUGGUGUAUUUGUAAGUUAAUUAUGUAAGUCUUCUUUUCAUCCGGACGACAUUAUGAUAUGAUAUAUCCUCAUUUGGUGUGUGAAAAAUGAUGGCAUAGUUGUCUUUUGUCGUUGACUUGCGUUGAUAAUGAGAAUCAUCUUAAAGUAGACUAAACUAUUUUUGUAAUAGAGCAUCUCACUUGAUAAACAAGGCAGGUUUGACAAUUGCACCGCCAGCCUAUUUGGCAUUUGCUGCUUUUGACGUAUGUCACUGGAUUUGAAUGGGCUCACAAAGGCCUUAUGUAGAAUUGGGUGUUUGUGGCUUUUCCAGAGAGAUUGCUUUUGGGCCGCUUAAGAGAUGGAACAUGGAAUACCAGGCUGGGCUCGAUUAUGCUCAGUCAGGUCCAACCGAGUUAUAUUGUUGUGGGCUCAUAGCGCAGCCACAUUCAUCAUAAUUCAUUCCAUGAUGUGCAUAUCAUCCCCUUCACACCAUGCAAUCGGAUCAAAUUGGGUAAUUUUUAUUUGGAGCCUCGGGUUAUUUGUCUGGGUUUAUUGAGUUGGCUGAUUUUGGGUCAAAUAUUGACCAAACCAUCAGGUUUUGGGUCAGGUUACAGGUCGUUUCAGGUUGUGGGCGCUCUAAGAAACAAUAUCAAACAUGCUUCAUAUUUUUUUAAGAAACACAAAUCUUCACAUAUGCAUGGAAAUAGUUUACCUAAUACAUGUCAAUUCAAAUCCUCUCAUUCUCAUGAAAUGAAAUACAAAUUGCACAAAAUCGUCAAAAAAUAAUUUCAAGAGUAAUACAACUACAAGAAACACAUGAUAUUUGACUAUCAUUAAACUCCAAACAUGUCUUUCAAUCCCUGAGUAUUUUUUUAAACCUAUCACCAAUUUAUGAGUGAUUUUAUUAUUUUGGGAGUGACAUAUGAAGUGGAACGGGUCUAAUGGGUCGACCUGCUAGCUCACCCAACGUGACCCAAAAAACUAUGAGUUAAUUGGGUUCAGUUCAUUCGGGUUUCGGGUUAUAAAACUUCUAUUUUCCGGGCAGGUUCACAUCUUAAUUUGCCAGGUCUAAUCUCCUUGCUCCCGAGCCAACUCCGACAAACUUUAUUACUAGGAUGGUGUAGACAUGGGUUGUUAGUCGGUUCGGUUUGAAUAUAACUACAACUAUUCUUUUGGUCAUUGAUUAAUCGUUAAUCAAUUAUUGUGUCGGUUAACUGUAACUGUAUAGUCGGUUAAUGGUGAUUUAUGUAAGUUAACCAACUUAUCGCCUAGUAAGUGAUUAGACAAGGUUAGACCAAAAUAAUCGAUCUAUAAUCAAACCAACGGAAAGCUUCCCUCUCUUUUUUUCAAUUGCAUAUUUGUAGUUUUUUUCUCUAAAUAUAUGUAUGUUCUGUAUUACAGUUUUAUCAUUGAUUUGGGUUUGGCUUGUUGUUUCCAUUGGAAUUUAGAGAAUAAAGCUAAGAGAGGAAGGAGAAGAGUGAUGAGCGUGCGAAUUGGGUGAGGGAAACUAUUAAUGAAAAAGUUGGGGCCCGAUCUUUGAUAUCUUCCUCCAACAUAAAUCAUCUUAUCUUCUCCAAUCCAAUACAUAUAUCUACAUUUUAAUUUUGAAACCGUCGUGCUAUUUGUUUCUUUCCAUUUUCGGGUUCUUAUUGAAAGAAAAUUGGAAAAAGAAGGAAAGAUUCGGGAUGAGAGGAGAUUGUUUGUUCGAACUUCGAAAUUUUUUGGGAGAGACAUGACCGUAUUUUGGGGAGAAACAAUUGCGAUAAAUCAUUCUUAACAUA
Molecule: messenger RNA, 7065 nt
Organism: Linum trigynum
Lineage: Eukaryota; Viridiplantae; Streptophyta; Magnoliopsida; Malpighiales; Linaceae
Source: the annotation of a GenBank genome assembly